Molecule: messenger RNA, 3567 nt
Organism: Trichoplax adhaerens
Lineage: Eukaryota; Metazoa; Placozoa; Uniplacotomia; Trichoplacea; Trichoplacidae
Exons: 12
Coding region: 1-3567 (1188 amino acids)
Biological process (GO): pyruvate metabolic process; gluconeogenesis
Cellular component (GO): cytoplasm
Molecular function (GO): metal ion binding; pyruvate carboxylase activity; ATP binding
Source: RefSeq, a predicted model, not a curated record
AUGCUGCGAUUAAAUAAGACACGCUUGCAAUUAGUUAAUACUGUCACAAAUUCUUCAAGAUAUCGGCUAUUUACCUUACGGAAACAGCAUCUAAAACAAUCAACCGCAAAAAAUAGGAAAAUUCAAAAGAUAUUGGUGGCUAAUAGAGGAGAAAUUGCAAUUCGUGUAUUCCGAGCUGCUAACGAACUAGAUAUUCGUACAGUAGCUAUCUAUACUGAACAAGAUGCUCAACAUAUGCAUCGCCAAAAGGCGGAUGAGGCUUAUUUAGUCGGUAGAGGUUUACCACCUGUGGCUGCUUACUUAAACUCAUCAGAAAUUAUAGAUGUUGCCAAGCAAAAUAAUGUCGACGCUAUUCAUCCUGGUUACGGAUUUUUAUCAGAACAUGUUGAUUUUGCUCAAGCUUGCGUCGAUGCUGAUAUCAAGUUUAUUGGACCAUCACCAAGUAUCAUUAAUAAAAUGGGAAACAAAACCGAAGCCAGAAAUACAGCAAUAGCAGCAGGUGUCCCAGUUGUGCCUGGUUCAAAAGAUGCAAUCAGUUCGUAUGAGGAAGCCUACGAAUUUUGUGAGGAACAUGGUUUCCCAGUAAUACUUAAGGCGGCUUUCGGAGGUGGAGGUCGGGGUAUGAGAGUAGUAACAGCAGCGGAUGAACUACCUAAACUAUUCGAGACUGCUACUUCAGAGGCACAAACCGCUUUUGGUAAUGGUUCCCUUUUUAUUGAAAAAUAUAUUGAACAACCACGUCAUAUCGAAGUCCAGAUUCUCGGAGAUUUGUAUAAUAACGUAGUUCAUCUAUAUGAGCGUGACUGUUCUGUUCAGCGACGCCAUCAGAAAAUAAUAGAAGUGGCUCCAGCAUUCAACUUAGAUCCUGAUUUGCGUGAAAGGCUUACCUCAGAUGCAGUACGUUUAUGUCAAUAUGUAAACUACGAAAAUGCAGGGACGGUCGAAUUUCUAAUUGAUAAAGAUCAACGGCAUUACUUUAUCGAAGUUAACCCAAGGCUGCAAGUUGAGCAUACUAUUACAGAAGAAAUCACUGGUGUGGAUAUCGUACAAUCUCAGAUACGUAUCGCUGAAGGGGCUUCAUUAAAGGAUUUGGACUUAACUCAAGAGAAGAUUUUGCCAAGAGGCUCUGCAAUUCAAUGCAGAUUAACCACAGAAGAUCCCGCUCUUAAUUUUCAGCCAGACAUAGGUAGACUCGAGGUUUUCCGCUUGGGUGAGGGAAUGGGUAUUCGCAUUGAUAGUGCAUCAGGAUUUGCUGGAGCAAUUAUAUCACCACAUUAUGAUUCUCUUCUAGCCAAAGUAAUUAGCUACUCAACGUCUUACAAUCAAGCCAUAAGAAAGAUGUUGCGAUCGCUUUCCGAAUGUAGAAUUCGAGGAGUCAUGACGAAUAUUUCGUUUUUAAAAAAUGUUUUGACGCAUCCACAAUUUAAUGCGGGAAUUAUACACACACGAUUUAUCGACGAUAAUCCUGAGUUAUUCAAAUUGGCACGCAGUCAAAAUAGAGCUCAAAAGCUGUCAAAGUACUUUGGACACGUAAUGAUUAAUGGGCCUUCGACGCUUUUCGCUACUAAUUUAAAAGCGGCUAAUAUAAAUCCAGUGAUUCCUAAAAGUGACUGCUCAGAGAAAAGUCCAAAAUCUGGAUUUAGGGAUAUCUUAAUUAACCAUGGACCAGAGGCUUUCGCUAGGACUGUUCGUGAAAAUAAAGGUUUACUUUUGACUGAUACCACAAUGCGAGAUGCACAUCAGUCUCUACUAGCUACACGUGUUCGUACAUGUGAUUUAUUGCGCGUAGCACCAUUCGUUGCUUCCAACCUAAAUAAAGCAUUCAGCGUCGAAAUGUGGGGAGGUGCUACUUUUGACGUGUGUAUGCGAUUUCUAUACGAAUGUCCUUGGGAUAGGUUAAUAGAAUUACGUAAAGAAAUUCCAAAUAUCCCAUUUCAGAUGUUACUUCGUGGAGCAAAUACUGUUGGAUACACAAGCUAUCCCGAUAAUUUAGUAUACGAAUUUUGUAAACAGGCUAAAAGCUGUGGAAUCGAUAUAUUUCGUGUAUUUGAUGCGCUUAAUUAUGUACCCAAUCUUCAACUUGGUAUUGAUGCAGCUAAACAAGCAGGCGCCAUUGCUGAAGGCGCUAUCUGUUAUACCGGCGAUGUAUCUGAUAGUAGCAAAAUUAAGUAUAACUUAGACUAUUAUAUGAACGUGGCAGAAGACUUAGUAAAAAUGGGCGCCCAUAUUUUGUGUAUAAAGGAUAUGGCUGGUCUGCUGAAACCUUCAUCUGCGACUUUACUUAUUAAGUCCUUACGUAAAGAAUAUCCAUUAAUACCAAUUCAUGUACAUACACAUGAUACAGCAGGUGCUGGUGUUGCUUCUAUGUUGGCUGCAGCAGACGCAGGAGCUGAUAUUGUUGAUGUCGCCGUCGAUUCAAUGUCGGGUAUGACAUCUCAACCAAGUAUGGGAGCAGUAAUUGCAGCUUUACGUGGUCAUGAAAGACUAGAUACUGGAUUUUCCAUGCAGGAUGUACACGCUUACAGCGAUUACUGGGAACAGACAAGGCAACUUUACGGACCAUUUGAGUGUACUACAACUAUGAAGAGUGGAAAUUCGGAUGUAUACGAUAACGAAAUACCGGGAGGUCAAUAUACGAAUCUCCAGUUUCAAGCAUUUUCUUUGGGCCUCGCAAGUCAAUUUGGUGAUAUUAAACGAAAUUAUGUGUUAGCCAAUAAAUUACUCGGAGAUGUCAUCAAGGUUACCCCGACAUCUAAAAUAGUUGGAGAUUUAGCUCAGUUUAUGGUACAAAACAAUCUUACGGAAGAUGAUGUAGUCAAUAAAGCUGACGAACUCUCUUUUCCGACGUCUGUUGUCGAAUUCAUGCAAGGCCAUCUAGGCCAACCGCAUGGUGGAUUUCCGGAACCCCUUCGUAGCAAGAUAAUUAAAGACAGAAAAAAAAUCGAUGGUCGACCAGGGGAAUCCAUGGAGCCCUUAAAUUUUGAGAAAAUAAAAAGUGAUUUGGUGGCGAAGUAUGGAGACCAUAUUCGUGAUGUUGACGUACUAAGCUACGCUUUAUAUCCGAAAGUCUUUGAAGAGUAUCAAGGCUUUAUAGAACAAUUUGGUCCAGUUACUAAACUUGAUACAAAGUUCUUUUUUAAUGGACCAAAAAUUGGUGAAAUGGUAAUUGUAGAACUAGAGAAAGGUAAAACGUUAUAUCUUAAAGUCUUAGCAAUUAGUGAUUUACUGGCAUCUGGUGAACGUGAAGUCUUCUUCGAAAUGAAUGGACAACUCCGGUCAGUUUAUAUCAAAGACUCGUCUGCCAGUGAGAAUUCGGAUAUCCGACUUAAAGCAGAUAAAAACAAUAAUGGCUCAAUUGGUGCUCCGAUGCCAGGUAUGGUACAAUCGAUUUGUGUCAACGAAGGCGAUGAGGUUAUCCAAGGUGAUCAGUUAGUUAUAUUAAAUGCCAUGAAAAUGGAAACUGUCGUAGUAUCUCCAGUCAAUGGUGUCAUUUCAAGAAUAACAACAAAUGUAGGAUCAACCGUCUCAGGUGAUGAUCUAUUAUUGGAAAUUCAAGAAAAGCUAUAA